Molecule: messenger RNA, 822 nt
Organism: Morone saxatilis (striped sea-bass)
Lineage: Eukaryota; Metazoa; Chordata; Actinopteri; Moronidae
Gene: trhr2
Product: thyrotropin releasing hormone receptor 2
Exons: 4
Coding region: 1-822 (273 amino acids)
Biological process (GO): phospholipase C-activating G protein-coupled receptor signaling pathway
Cellular component (GO): membrane
Molecular function (GO): thyrotropin-releasing hormone receptor activity
Source: RefSeq, a predicted model, not a curated record
AUGAAUGACAACGUGAGCUCCAGAAUCGACACCCCAACCAACAUCUCUCUGAGUCCUAGCGUCGUCGUCUCCGAGACGCUGGAGUACAAGACGGUGUCUGUGUUCCUGGUCCUGCUGGUGUGUGGCGUGGGCAUCGUGGGCAACAUCAUGGUGGUCCUUGUGGUCCUCACCACACGCCACAUGAGGACACCCACCAACUGCUACCUGGUCAGCCUGGCCAUAGCCGACCUGACGGUGCUGGUGGCAGCUGGGCUUCCCAACGUGUCAGACAGUCUGACAGGCACGUGGGUUUUUGGCCAUGCUGGCUGCCUGGGCAUCACCUACCUUCAGUAUCUGGGCAUCAACGUGUCCUCUUGCUCCAUCACCGCCUUCACUGUGGAGAGGUACAUAGCUAUCUGUCAUCCAAUGAAGGCUCAGACAGUGUGCACAGUGUCCCGGGCAAAGCGGAUCAUUGCGGGGGUUUGGAUCUUCACCUGCGUCUACUGCAUGCUGUGGUUUUUCCUGCUGGACAUUCAGGUCAGCCAGGAUGGACAUGUCCAGUGUGGCUACAAAGUGAAACGGGAGCUCUACCUGCCCAUCUACCUCAUCGACUUCGCCAUUUUCUAUGUCAUCCCACUGCUCCUCGCCAUCGUGCUGUAUGGCCUGAUAGCACGGAUCCUCUACCUCAGCCCUCUGCCCAACCAUCCCGACACCACGCUGCGGCGGAGCUGCCGGGAAGCCUCUGUAGCAGGGAAGGGGGGUCGCCAGGGCCGGCCAAAGAGCGCGGUCUCCUCCAGGAAGCAGGUCUGUGCCUCACGCCACACUUGCCCCCUUUCCCAUUAA